AUGAUAUACCCGCUCGCGACCAACAUCAGACAGUACCUCCGGGAGCAUCACAGACCUGAAGCAAAGGCAAGCAGCACCGCUGCCGCCGCCUCAGCAUACGAAUAUGCUAUGAGGGAGACCGUGUGGCAAACCUUGGCGAAGAACGCGGACUGGAAGAAAGGAUUCAAAGAUAGCAUGACCGGUCGCAACAAGACCCUCUCCAUCCCGUGCCACUUGAGAUAUCCGGUCCAGGACAAGCUGUCCGCGGCGGACAAGCCUCUCGUUGUAGUUGACAUCGGUGGUAAUCAAGGCGUCGACCUUCAGCGUUUCACGUAG
Molecule: messenger RNA, 315 nt
Organism: Aspergillus aculeatus ATCC 16872
Lineage: Eukaryota; Fungi; Ascomycota; Eurotiomycetes; Eurotiales; Aspergillaceae
Exons: 1
Coding region: 1-315 (104 amino acids)
Source: RefSeq, a predicted model, not a curated record